AUGUCGAAGUUUGAUUUGUAUGAUGGGCAUGGAGAUCCGGUGGCCCAUUUGAGGGGAUUCUGUAGUAAAAUGGGAGGAGCCGGUGGGAAAGAUGAGCUAUUGAUGGCAUACUUUAGCCAGAGUCUGAGUGGUUUGGCCUUGAAGUGGUACACUCGUCAGGAUCACAAUCGUUUGUCUUUGACUAAAAUUGAGAAGAAGCCAAGUGAAAGUUUCAGAGAGUAUGGUUUCCGCUGGAGAGAACAGGCGGGAAGAGUCAACCCUCCGAUAGAGGAGAGAAAAAUGGUGGAGUACUUUUUGCAGGCUCUAGAGCCCACUUACAUUGGCCAUCUGAUAUCGUCCAUAGGCAAGUCUUUCAAUGAGGUAGUGGAGAUCAGCGACAUGGUGGAAGAAGGGCUUAAAUCAAGCAAAAUCAUGAGUUACUCAACUAUCAAGGCAACUACCCAAUCCAUUCAGAAUGGUACUGAGGGAGUGAUUGGAAAGAAGAAGAAGAAAGAAGACGUGGGAACAGUUGAUUCAGGAUCGUGGCAGUUAAAUAUGUUGAGGCCAAUUGAGUCGAAAUUGCCAAACCCUCCUCCAAAGAACCUUGAUUACUCCGUAAGCUGUGAGUAUUGUUCUGGUACUCCGGGGCAUGAUACGGAGAAGUGUUGGCACCUGAAAAAUGCCAUCCAGGAGCUCAUUGACACAAACUAG
This is a messenger RNA of Nicotiana tabacum (common tobacco), 690 nucleotides long. The record is from RefSeq and is a predicted model, not a curated record. NCBI's taxonomy places the organism in Eukaryota, Viridiplantae, Streptophyta, Magnoliopsida, Solanales, Solanaceae.